Lates calcarifer (barramundi perch) is the source of this 1826-nucleotide messenger RNA. Its product is annotated as tetraspanin-7. Lineage: Eukaryota; Metazoa; Chordata; Actinopteri; Centropomidae. The record is from RefSeq and is a predicted model, not a curated record. Gene Ontology annotation, cellular component: membrane. The transcript has 8 exons. The coding region runs from base 500 to 1249 and encodes 249 amino acids.
GUCCUGAUUGAUUUGUUCAGUAAAACCAGUUCAGGCUUCAUGAAGUGUUGAAGAGAUUAUCACCAGUUUAUUAUUGACCAUGAUUGUCUGACUGUGGCUGACGGUGGUGGGUGGUGUUAGGACCUUCACAGGGAGGUGUCAGACUCCAUGAACAUCACCUCCAUGUUAAUUGUGUGGUCAGAGUGUGAAGUAUGAGGGUCACAUGUUUGUAUCUUCAGCUGCAAACCACCACAUGUCGACCUGCACGUGUCCUCUCUGCUGCUCAGUCUGUUUCUGUUAAACUCGAUUUAAAUACGAGCCUGUAUCUGUUCUAUUUAUUUCUGUUAAGUUGUAUUGUGCAGAUGAAGGGUUGGACCUCUGUCGGUGUAUUCAUGCAGUAACCUGUAGAACCAGCAGAGGGCGCUGUCAGCGUCUCCUGACCACAGACUUGAGUCUGAGAGAGAGACAGUGGCAGAGACAGAAACAGAGAGCGGUGGUUUUGGUCUCUGUCGGUUGGAUUAUGGCUCGCAGGAGGAUGGAAACUAAACCAGUGAUCUACUGUCUGAAGACGCUGCUGCUGCUCUACUCCUUCAUCUUCUGGGUGACAGGUGUGGUCCUGCUGUCUGUGGGGUUAUGGUGGAAGUUCAUGUUGGGCCCCUACAUGUUGCUGAUCUCCAGCGGCCCCUCCAACGGCCCGUACGUCCUCACCGGCACCGGAGCCGCCAUCGUGUUGUUCGGACUGUUCGGCUGCUUCGCCACCUGCAGGGGGCGCCCCUGGAUGUUAAAACUGUACGCUGCCUUUCUGUCUCUGGUCUUCAUGACUGAACUCAUCGCUGGAAUCUCUGGCUUUGUCUUUCGCCAUGAGAUUAAAGGGACUUUCCUCACUACGUACAGCGAUGCAGUGAUGAAAUACGACGGCCGAGACGACAGGAGUCUGGCUGUGGACGGAGUCCAGCGUAGACUCCACUGCUGUGGAGUGUAUAACUACACCAGCUGGUUCAGCAGUGUGUACUUCCCGGUUGGGGGGGUUCCUGCCAGCUGCUGCAUCAGCUACUCCGACUGCAGCGGAGCCGACCUGAAGAACGCGACUCUGGCUGCUCGAAAAGUCUAUAAGCAGGGUUGUUAUGAGUUGGUGACGUCCUUCAUCGAGAGCAACAUGGGAAUCAUCGCUGGAGUCACCUUUGGCAUCGCCUUCUCUCAGUUGAUAGGGAUGUCUCUGGCCUGCUGUCUGUCUCGCGUCAUCAACGCCAACCAGUACGAGAUGGUCUGACAGAGAAGAAGAUGAGGAUGCACAUCACCAUGGCAACCUGAGGAAACACACACACACACACACACACACACACACACACACACAUACACACACAUAUACCACUUUCUCUGUGUGAAAAUCUGUUCAGGUCAAGAAAUAACACAGUUCGUAAUAUCAUGUAAUAACCUCAGAGUAGUCUCAUGGCCACCAGGGGGCGCCAAGCACCAUGUCCUGUGUUUGUUAUUUAUUUGAACUUUGUUGAUGUGAUUGUGAUGAAACUGAACCCUCCAUGAUCCUUUGAGGACUGACUGUGUCCUGUGCUGUAGGUCCGUCACUCAUUCUUUCAUCCAUGAAAUGAACUGACUGAAGCUGUGAAACAUGAGAAAUAAAACAGCAACAAACAGAGGACGUGUUUCCUUUAUAAGACGCUCACACAGUCUGCAGCAGGAAAACUGCAGGAACAGAGUUUUACUGACUGAUUCUGUUACAGUAACAACAGAAAACACGAGUUCAUGUUCGCUCAAUAAUCUGUGGCUUUCUAGUGAACGAUUGACGUCAUGAUGUUUGUAAACAACUGUGAAAUAAACUUUAUAUUUUC